UUCUACCCACGCCUGUUUUUGCUCUUCCUAUGACCCGUGCUCCAUGGCUCCCAUGUAAUCACCUCCUACCCCUGCCUCACCACAACACUCGAACUUCCCUCGCGUCGGCACCAAUUUCGAACAAUCUCCGUUUGAAUUUUACGGAGCGCUAAUUUCGACUCGGUUUUCCUGUCGUGUUCUCUGGACUGCCUUGGCUACUGUUUCGAGCUGCUCGUCCCUCUCGACCCUCCCAGCCGCGAAGGACAGUUCGCUCGCAUCGUUUUCGUUUCUCUACUCUAGUCUUUUCUCUGUGCUCUACUCUUUAGUCUUCAGCUCGCGCAUGUCCCAUCACCUGCCGCUGCUCCCCGGCAUGGCGGACGAAGCGGCGCUGGGCGUGGCGGGGGGCUUCGACGACGCGCUGCUGGCGUCGGCGGCGGACCGCCAGACGCACUGGGGCUUCCACGAGACCAAGGAGCUGAUCGCGCUGCGCGCCGAGCUGGAGCGCGACUUCGUGCCGGCGCGCACGAGCAACCACGUGUGGGAGACGAUAUCGGCGCGCAUGAAGGAGAAAGGGUACCGCCGCUCGCCCAACCAGUGCAAGUGCAAGUGGAAAGUGCUCGUCAACCGCUACAAGAACAAGGAGCUCUCCCCCGACGGCGCGCGCUCGUGCCCGUUCUUCGAGGAGCUGGACGCGAUCUUCAAGCAGCGCGCGCGCAACAUGGACCGCCUGCUCGUGCAGGCGGAGGGCGGCGGCACGCCCGCCGGAAUCGGCGCAACUGGCGGGGGCUACUCGGGGGGGGGCGGCGGCGGCGGAGCCCUGGGCAUGCGCGGUGGAGGGUACGGGGGCGGGCCUGGCGCGCGGGGGGGCGGAGGAGGUGGGGGAGGGGGGCUGCUAAGCAGGCGGGCACGCGACGAGGAGGAGGAGGAUGAGGAGGAGGAGGAUGAGGAGGGCGACGACGACAUUGAGGGCGAGCUCAACGUGCGCAGCACCAAGCGCCGCAAGCGCGACUUCAACUCCGGCGCCCGCCGCGCCGCCACCGGCUCCUUCGCCCCCGGCGCCGCCGCCGCCCUGCGCAGGGGCAGCGCUGCUUCCGCCGCCACCGGGGGGAGCGACGCGUUUGAAGGCCUGGGUGGGGGCGGCGGGGGUGCUUAUAACGGGGGGCUUGGCGGGGGGGCGGACAAGCGCGUGCUGAUGGAGAAGCAGCGCGCGGGCAGCAUGCAGGAGGUUCUGGAGCAGUUCUUCCUGCAGCAGUUGCGCCUCGAGCAGGAGUGGCGCGAAGCCAUCGAGCGCAGGGAGGCGGAGCGGCGCGUGAGGGAGGGCGAGUGGCGCAGCCGGCUGGAGGCGCUGGAGCGAGACCGGGCGCAGAGGGAAUCCAUGUGGCGCCAGAUGGAGGCGGAGCGGGCGGCGAGGGAGGAUGAGCGGGCGGCCAGGAGGGAUCAGCUGAUCAUCGCCCUCAUCACCAAGCUGUCCGCGCCGCCUGCUCCACCCACCCCUCCUCCUGCUGCCCCCGCACCUGCUCCCCCUGUGCUGCCUGCAACCGACCCGGCUGCUGCUGCACCAGCAGCAGGAGCAGCAGCAGGAGCAGCGCCUGCGACAGUGCACAAGCUUGGUGCUGCUGUGGGUGGGACCAUCGCUGCUGCGGAGGCUGCUGCUGCUGAUGUCAUCGCCUCUGCCGUCCCUGGUGCUGCUGCUGGCGAGGAGGGAGGAAAGGCGGGGGACAAGGACACUACCGCCCCUGAUGCUGCUGCUGCUGCUGCUGCUGGUGGUGCGGGGGAAGGGGAGGUUGGGGAGAAGGAUGGAGGUGGUGCGAGGGAGGUGCCAGCUGAUGGGGAUGUCACCAUGGCAGCGGGGCAGGAGGAGCUGCCUGCUGCCGAGCCUGUUGCCGUGUAGCUUGAUUGGAUGCAGUGUAGCUUACCAGUAACCAGAUGAGAUGAGGUGCUCACUUAACAGGGGAGGCUGGGCUGGGCUUUCAGAGGAUGAGGUGCCU
Messenger RNA from Closterium sp. NIES-67, 1967 nucleotides. The record is from the annotation of a GenBank genome assembly. NCBI's taxonomy places the organism in Eukaryota, Viridiplantae, Streptophyta, Zygnematophyceae, Desmidiales, Closteriaceae.